GUUUCCUUUGUUUGGGCUGAAGCCUGAACUGUAACUAUCCCUUGCUUCACCAGUAAUGCAUACACGGUACCAAACCACGCAAACCCACAGCCGCAGCACGUGAGUUCACUGCCUCUUUCUGCUGCCCUCGCAAUAGUAGCUUGCCUUUUCAUCUCAUUGUUACCGUACGGUAGCGUUUACGGCAUGUACGGUGAUGCCGUACGUAUAUGCAGGCACGCACCCCUUCCGCCACAGAGCUUCAUUUCCGUACGCUGGAGGCGCUUUUUCGCGCGCUGAAGGCCCAGGCUCCAGAUGCUCGGCUGCUGGCGCCGCUGCUUUCCUCCUCGUCCUCCUCUUCCUCAUUGGCUUACUCCACUUCUCCGCGUUUCCACAACACGUCGUUAACAGCAGCAGCAGAGGCAGAAGCCGCAAGUGACACUCAGCAGCAGGGGGCUCAGCCGUGGCGAAGCAAGUACGACGAGACAGUUGCGCUGCCGUACCAGGCCGAAGUGGACCUGGUCUACACAGACUCGUACGGCCGCAGGGUGGGUGUCAUACUGACCACCCUUGGAUCCAGUCGCCGUACACCGGGCGAGCAAGCCGCCAUGCAGCAUGCCCUCAAGCUGGCUGCUGGCUGGAGGACGGAGGCAGUGGAGGCGGCAAAGGAUGCGGUGGAGAAACCGCCGACGCGGCGGCGGCGGCGGACUUCGCCAACAGUGGAGCGCCAAGUUUCCUUGCUGGCGACGGCGGCGACGGCGGCGAUGGCACCAGCAGCGACGGCGGCGACAGAGGAGCCGACUCAGUCAGUGGGGGAGGUAGUGGCGGCGGAGAGUGCGCCGGUGCCACCGCCGGCGCGGCGGCGGAGGCGAAAGUCGGCUCAAAGCCAGGACGGAGCUGCGAUGGCGGCAGCGGCGGAUGCAGUGGCGCCGGCAGCGCCGCUAGAAGCGGAGAGUGCGACCGCCGUCGUCGUAGCAGCUGCGGCGAUUGCCAGCGCCGCCAUUGGGCUGUUGCAGGGCGUGGCGGCGGUGGCGAGUGCGAGUGCGGCGGUGUCACAAUCGCUGUCGCGAGCGGCGCCGCCCCCGCCGCUGGCGACUGCGACGACCGAUUCACCAUGGCACGACUGUGACGCAGUUGAGAAGGCCGCCGUCAGUUCCGUGGCGGCGAUAGAAUCCAGAAUGUCUUCAUCGUCAUUGCCGCGUGCCGGCGAAGCGGCUACUGCUGCUGCCCCUACCGCAGCAAUAGGACGUCAAGAUCCAAAUGCAGAUAAGCGAUUAGAUUUAAGAUCCGAUCUGGGUCAGCAGUUGGACGAGAUCCUGUGCUUGGAGCUAGAGCAUGAUUGGUUUCACCUACGAGAAAGGUACUACAGUAUCGCCUGCAAGCGGGGACAGUGGAUGUGCGCGGAAGACAAGGAGGAUGUACUGCAGGCGAUUGGAUCAGCGAUGUCGUACUUAGAUCUGCCUUGGGAGGCCCAACUGGACAUGUUGUGGCAGGAACUCGCAGAUGCAGGUGCGCCGCCUCCCAUUCGUGUCUUUGCAUGCGCUUAAUGGUCCUGACCCUACCAGCCUACAUUGUUACGUCCGUUGUGGCAGCUAGGGUGGUUAGGGACGCUAGGGACAGUCAGCGCCUAGAGGUGAGUGCCUGGAGUUCAGCAGGGCACUGGGUACGACAUGCAUCGUGCGGUUGUUCCUAUGAGAUGUACUGUUACCGCACUUGGUACAAAUGUGUUUCGUACCUGUAUGUGUCAUUCACUAUUGAGGGGUGGUACAUAUGGUGUCACGUGUAGGGCGAUACAAGGAAGAGACAAAUUGGAAUGUGCCCGCUGAAGUGCAUGUGAGCAGUUGAAGGAGAUUCGAGGGUGUGUGCCGAAGAUUUUUGUACACAUUUGACUGGGGUCACGAGAGAGGGAAAGAGAGAGAGAGAUAGUUUGCAGGGCGCAUGCUACGAGUGGGGUUUGCCAAUGUUGGAUACCCAUGACAAUCAGUCCUGUGUUUAGUUACGCGGAAACAAGAGCAAUCAGGUCUGUAUUUGUCUAGCUUGUCAGGCGACAGAGCAUGGUGAGGGUAGAUGUAGAUGUAAGGCUAGGGGCCCGGUCAAGGAUUAUGCAAAUGUGCUGGCGCAGCAGGGGGGGGGGUAAAAAAGUCUUUGCCAAACCCCAUGCUAAAAAAGUCAAGAAAGGGGUGCCGGAC
Molecule: messenger RNA, 2165 nt
Organism: Astrephomene gubernaculifera
Lineage: Eukaryota; Viridiplantae; Chlorophyta; Chlorophyceae; Chlamydomonadales; Astrephomenaceae
Source: the annotation of a GenBank genome assembly